This is a messenger RNA of Fusarium coffeatum, 465 nucleotides long. RefSeq lists its product as uncharacterized. The transcript has a single exon. The coding region runs from base 1 to 465 and encodes 154 amino acids. The record is from RefSeq and is a predicted model, not a curated record. NCBI's taxonomy places the organism in Eukaryota, Fungi, Ascomycota, Sordariomycetes, Hypocreales, Nectriaceae.
AUGAAUCCUAUGGAAGCCUUCUUCUAUGGGAUUGCAGGAGGUGCUUUCCAUCCUACCUUCAACCGCAUAUCCGCCGACGAGUCACGCCAAUAUCCUGUGCCGACUCCUAUCCCUUGGUUCACACCUCCUCCUCCCAAGGUCCAUCACUGGAGAGGUGGAUUCUCAGACUCUAUCGACCAGGGGAUCUUCAUCGGCAUGGUCGUAGGGAGUGUGGCUAUUUGGUGCGGUCUAGCCCUCAUCUGGUUCCGCAUAAAGGAUUCAGAACCCGACAUCCAGCGCGUUUUACCACUUAAAGAUGAAGAAGAUGGGAUUGGGACAGCAUCUUCAUCUCGGGAGAUGCAACAGCUUAUUAGAGAGCCUGUCGUUGCUUCAUCUUCGGGUCUUAGAAGAUCAGUGGAGGAGGCUUUUGCUAUUUGUAGCGAUGACGAGGAUGAGGAGGAUAGGGAACAUGAUUCAUAUUGGUAG